GUCAUUUUCGCUCGCACUUUCUCAAAGCAGCAUGUUUUGGUCAACAGAGUGAGUCGUGUGGAAGUUUUUCCGAAUAUUUUUCCUAAUUUUCAGUGAAAUAAAUGUACCACGGACAAGUUUUGUAGUUCAGAAUGAAGAACCUACCGGUGCUUACCAAUCUACAGCCUCAGUUCAGCAUAAUCCCAUCGAAACAAAAUGAGAUUCUGGCCAAUCUCGGAACCCCGCACAUCGAUUCCUUCAACUACAUGCUGGAGGAAGGCAUUGACGAUGUGAUACGGCGUCUGGACCCGAUGGAGUUUGAGCUACCGAACAAGAAUCGCGUUCGUUUACGUAUCAGCCAUUGUUCGAUAGCGAAACCGACGGUUCCACUGAAUCAGAUCAACGUCAAGGAGAAGCGGAUUUUCCCAUCCGAAUGUCGACAGAAGAACGAAACGUACUCCGGGAUGUGUACGAUAGUGGUGGACUGGGACGUGAAUGGGCAACCGAAACCGCCGAUUACGAAAGACAUCGGACAUUUGCCGAUAAUGCUUAGGACGAAGGCAUGCAACUUGGGUGGGUUGUCCCCGCGGGAACUGGUUGAACGGAUGGAACACGAAGACGAAUGGGGUGGACAUUUCAUCGUGAGAGGGUUGGAGAAGCUGAUCCGAAUGAUUAUUAUGACGAGGAGAAACUUUCCGAUUGCCCUGAACCGGAACUCUUGGAAGGAACGGGGAAAGGAGUUUAGCAGCACCGGCGUAAUGAUUCGUUGCGUAAAGACGGAUCAAACAUCUACCAACAAUGUGCUGCACUACCUGGUCAACGGAACGGCAAAGUUGAUGUUCUCCAUCAGGAAGUCGCUGACGUUCGUUCCGGUUGUGAUGCUUCUGAAAGCGCUGUCGCCUUACACCGAUAACGAAAUCUAUAAAAGGCUCAUUUCCGGCUUCGAAGACGAUCAAUAUUAUAAACAUUGCAUUCAAAAUAUGCUCCGUGAAUUGCAAGAAGAGGGCAUUCACAAUCAAGGCGAAUGUAAAAACUACAUUGGGAACGUUUUCCGGCAAAGAUUGUACAACUUGCCGCCGUGGUACACCAACGAAGAGACGGCGGAUCACUUGCUGAAGAAUUGCGUACUGAUUCACCUGGACGACGACCUGGAUAAGUUCAAUCUGCUGGUGUUUAUGAUGCAGAAGCUCUUCACUGCAGCUCAAGGCCGUUGCAAGCCGGAAGGAGCCGAUAGCGUCAUGAUGCAGGAGCUGUUGCUUGGCGGCCAUUUGUACCAAAAAUUGCUUCGGGAGCACAUGAUUUCAUUUCUGAUUGGGGUGAAAUUCAACAUUUUGAAGCUAUGUAGCGACGCAGAUGCGCACUUGACUCAGAACGAAAUGUUGAUGGCCUGCAAGAACACUGCGAAUUUCGAUCGUUCCUUUUCGAAUUUCCUGGCAACCGGUAAUAUGCCGAAAGCGAGCGAAAUGGGUUUGAUGCAGGACUCCGGUUUGGUCAUUGUGGCCGAAAACAUCAAUCGGAUGCGGUACAUGUCGCAUUUCCGUGCCGUUCAUCGUGGUUCGUUCUUCGUGACGAUGAGAACUACCGAAGCCAGACAGUUGUUGCCCGAUGCCUGGGGUUUCAUCUGUCCCGUCCAUACUCCGGACGGAACGCCAUGUGGUCUGCUGAAUCAUAUGACCUCCGAUUGCCUGGUGUCCAAAAGUGCCGAACCUAAAAAGGUGGCCAACAUCGAACGGUGUCUGAUCAGGUUCGGGAUGACGCCCAUCAAUAGUGUGUGUUUCGACGGCUACAACGUCCAGGAAAGCUAUUCGGUAAUGCUGGAAGGAAGAAUCAUCGGACAUAUCCCGAAAAAUGUAGCAGCUGUGGCGGUCAAUAAGUUGCGUUUGCUCAAAAUCGAAGGACUGGAAAUCCCAGAGGCCACCGAAAUUGCGAUGGUUCCAUCGAAGGAAGGCGGUCAGUAUCCCGGAUUGUACAUUUUCGUCGGUGUGGCUCGCAUGAUGCGUCCUGUGAUGAAUCUGUACGCCAAAAAAACCGAACUGAUCGGAACGUUCGAACAAGUCUACAUGGACAUUUGCAUAACUCCGGAAGAAGCCUAUCCAAACGUGACGACCCACAUGGAACUGUCGAAAACCUCCUUCCUCAGCAACUUGGCAAAGCUGAUCCCCAUGCCGGACUGCAACCAGUCGCCUCGAAACAUGUACCAGUGCCAAAUGGGUAAGCAGACGAUGGGCACUCCCUGUCACAACUGGCAGCAGCAGUGCGUUUCUAAGUUCUACCGGCUGCAAACUCCGGGGACGCCGCUUUUCCGACCGGUCCAUCACGACAACAUCGAUUUGGACAACUACGCCAUGGGAACGAAUGCCAUCGUGGCGGUUAUUUCCUAUACCGGCUACGACAUGGAAGAUGCCAUGAUCAUCAACAAGUCGGCCUUCGAGCGUGGAUUUGCCCAUGGAAACAUUUACAAAAAUGAAUUCAUCGAGCUCAAAGGAGACAGUUUCUUUGCGCGUGAUCCGCGCAAUGAAAACCUUCGGCCGUUUCUGGACAACGAUGGACUGCCCCACAAAAGCGCAAAGCUCUCGUUGAGAACGCCCCUUUACUGCUACUUCGACACCAAUGACCACAGCUACCACGUGGUCAAAUUCCAUGGCCAUGAAGAUGCCAUCGUGGACAACGUCAAGCUCUGCGGGUCCACCUCGGCCAGUGCGCCGAAGCGAGUGGUCAUUACCUUCCGGAUAGUGAGAAACCCCAACGUGGGCGACAAGUUCGCUUCCCGAGCAGGACAGAAGGGUAUUUGUUCGCAGAAGUGGCCUGCUGUGGAUCUACCUUUCACAGAAUCCGGUAUGAUUCCGGAUAUCAUCUUUAAUCCACAUGGUUUCCCGUCGCGAAUGACAAUUGCUAUGAUGAUCGAAACGAUGGCCGGUAAAACCGGUGCUUGCCAUGGCCUGGUGCACGAUGCGACGCCGUUCAGAUUCACCGAGGACAACACCGGUAUCGAUUACUUUGGCCGACUGCUGGAGGCCAGCGGGUACAACUACUAUGGCACGGAGCGAAUGUACAGCGGCGUGGACGGGCGGGAAAUGAAAGCGGACAUAUUCUUUGGAAUUGUCCACUAUCAACGUUUGCGUCACAUGGUGUCAGAUAAGUGGCAGGUCCGGUCCACUGGUCCCCUCGAUCAGUUGACCCACCAGCCGAACAAGGGCCGAUCCAGAGGAGGAGGUGUGCGGUUCGGAGAAAUGGAACGCGAUGCAUUGAUAGCACACGGAGCUUCGUUCCUAUUGCAGGAUCGAUUGUUCCACGGGUCGGACAAGAUUACAACACUCGUGUGUAGGGGUUGUGGCACGCUUUUAGGCCCAAUUAGUAGUAUAACGAAAAGGGUUGCCACGAAUACCUCCGAGACGCAUCGAACACCUGCCACGUGUCGACUGUGCCGCUCCGACAAAGAAAUUGGAUACGUCGAAAUACCGUACAUUUUCAAGUUCUUGGUAUCUCAGCUGACGGCAAUGAACAUUAACGUAAAACUAGAUCUAGAGAUGCCUCUACUGUAAAAAAUAAAAUUAAGUUUUCUUUUAUGUUAUAAAAAAGUAAAUAAAGUUUAGUACAUAAAAUACGAA
This is a messenger RNA of Aedes albopictus (Asian tiger mosquito), 3587 nucleotides long. RefSeq names its product DNA-directed RNA polymerase I subunit RPA2 (gene RpI135). Gene Ontology annotation, molecular function: ribonucleoside binding; DNA binding. The record is from RefSeq and is a predicted model, not a curated record. NCBI's taxonomy places the organism in Eukaryota, Metazoa, Arthropoda, Insecta, Diptera, Culicidae. Bases 132 to 3521 code for a protein of 1129 amino acids. The transcript is spliced from 4 exons. Gene Ontology annotation, biological process: DNA-templated transcription. Gene Ontology annotation, cellular component: nucleus; RNA polymerase I complex.